Messenger RNA from Funneliformis mosseae, 1269 nucleotides. The record is from the annotation of a GenBank genome assembly. NCBI's taxonomy places the organism in Eukaryota, Fungi, Glomeromycota, Glomeromycetes, Glomerales, Glomeraceae.
GACCUCAAGGAAACAUUCCAUAUACGCAUCGUAAGGAACAAAACGUAUCUGAUGAUACUCGUCAAGGCUUUAGGUAUGGAUCUCAAGGGCUUCAACGCAAUAACAGUAAGCAAGAUAACUUAUCUGAUGUCACACGUCGAGAUAACGGACAUGGGUUAGGACCUCAAGGAAACAUUCCAUAUACGCAGCGUAAGGAACAAAACUUAUCUGAUGAUACUCGUCAAGGCAUUAGGCAUGGAUUAGGAGGAUCUCAAGGCAAUAAUAGUAGGCAAGAUAAUCCGUCUGAUGAUACUUGUCAAGAAUUUGGACAUGAGUUAGGAUCUCAAAAUAAUUCACAUCGUAUUAGUAAGGAGCAAGAUGAUGACGCUUUUGUAGACUUUGGACAUAGGUUAGGAUCUCAAAAUAAUCCACAUCGUAUUAGUAAGGAGCAAGAUGAUGACGUUUUUGUAGACUUUGGACAUGAGUUAGGAUCUCAGCGAAACAAUUUACUACGCGAAGAUAACUUACCUGAUGAAGACUUUGUACUUGAGUUAAAUAAUAAUAAUGAUAACACAUCUGAAAAAGAAUUUGGAUACGAGUUAGAGAAUAAUGAUGAUCCAUAUUCUCAUCACAAUAAUAAUGAAGAUAAUUUAUAUGAUGAAGAAGUACAUGAUUUAGAAUAUUAUGGGAAUAAUCCAUAUUCUCAGCAUGAUGAUAUAGAAGAUAACUCAUCUGAAAAAGAGUUUGGACAUGAUUUAGAAUCUCAAAACAACAUUGAUAACAGCUUAACUGAAGAAAAAAUUGAACAUGAGUUAGAAAAACAGUACAAUAUGAAAGAUAAGUCACAUUAUGGAACCUAUCAGGACAAGUUAAAAUCUCAAGACAACUUGAAAUCUUCACAACACGUGAAUAAUAAUCAAGAUAUUUCAUUUGAUGGUGCUCUUCGCGAUUUUGAAUAUGAAUUUCAAUCUCAAGAUAAAAAAGAUAAAAAGCAAAAGAAUAAUAUUAGCAACAAAUCUCAUAAAAAGGAUUCCAAUCCUACUAGACUCGAUAACAGUAACAAAUUGUCUUCAGAACAUAGUAAUAAACCACAAAGUAGUAGUAGUAAGGGAAAAGGCAUGGGAUCAUCACAAUCUAAUAGCGGUGGUUUAGGUAAUGUGGUGCGUAACUUCGUAGGUGGCCUUUUUAACAAAGAAGAGCGUGAAAUCAAUGUUAUGUUUCAUAUUCAUUUACCACCGAAUGUUAAAAAGUUUGGACAACCCAUAGUUCUUGGUGAUGUAAAAGAAUUAG